AUGCCGCCGCCCUCUUCCCCGCACCGACGGCCGCUGCACUUCAACGCCUUCGCAGAGGAUUGGGUGGCGCCGCCGAGCAAGGAUCUCCCAGACAUUGUGCGCUUCCACCAGCGGUUUCCGGGCUACUCGCCGACGGCCCUCGUCGGCCUGCCCGCCGUCGCGCAGGACGCGGGCGUCGGCGCCGUCUACAUCAAGAACGAGUCGGACCGCUGCGGCCUGCCGGCCUUUAAGAUCCUCGGCGCCUCGUGGGGCACCUACCGGGCGGUCACGAAGCGUCUCGACCUGCCGCUCAGCACCACGUUUGAUGCCAUCCACCAGGCGCUGUCGGCGUCGCCGCUGACGCUCUACGCCGCGACCGACGGCAACCACGGCCGGGCGGUGGCGCGCAUGGCGGCGCUGUUUGGCAUCGCUGCGGAGGUUCAUGUGCCAUGCUGCAUGAAGUCAGACAUCAUCAAGCUGAUUCGUCAGGAGGGUGGGAAAGUCGUCGUGUCAAGACGAGACUAUGAUGCUGCUGUCCAAGAGGCCUUUGUUGCCUCGCAGCACUCACAAGGGCUGUAUAUCCAGGACUGCGCAUUCGGUGACUAUACAGAAGUACCUCAGUGGAUUGUCGAAGGCUACGAGACAAUGAUGCAUGAAAUCGAUGGGCAACUGGGUGAAAUGUCACCAACUUUGGUCAUUGCACCUGUCGGCGUCGGCUCUUUUGCGCAGUCUGUUGUGGCGCAUUACAAAACGCAGCACGGUGCACGUUCCAAAGUCAUGUCCGUAGAGCCAGACACGGCAGCCUGUCUCUGGAAGCGGCUCGUUCGAGGCGAAGAAACCUCUGUUCAAAGCGCACCUACCAUUAUGGCGGGCCUGGAAUGCUCAACCGUGUCAGAGUCGUCCUGGCCCAUCUUGCAACAAGGCAUUGAUGUCAGCGCCACGGUUUCCGACCAUGAGGCCCAUGAAGCCUGUGAAACGCUGCACAAACUGGGCGUUGCCGCUGGACCCUGCGGAGCUGCCUCAUUGGCUGCGCUGCGGCGUUUAGGCCCCGAGGAGAAAUCGCUUCUGGGUCUAGAUAAAGACUCCGUUGUUGUCCUGCUCUCGACAGAAGGACUACGGUCGUACGACGUCCCUCGUGAUGUCUCCGACGACGACCCCGUGGCUCUAACACGGGCUCUGGUCCGGAUAGACUCCACAAAUCCAGCCCUGGGUUCGCAACCUGGCCCCGGCGAAACAGAAAUUGCCAAGUUUAUCUGCUCGUGGUUUGAACAUCGCGAUAUCGAUGCUCAUUGGGUAGAGCCAGUCAAGGGCCGGCCGUCUGUCGUCGGUGUGGUAAAGGGCAGCGGAGGCGGCAAGCGCCUAUUGCUAAACGGACACGCCGACACAGUAACUCUUCUGGGAUACGACGGAGAUCCUCUCGAUCCCAAAAUUGAAAACGGAAAACUAUAUGGGCGUGGCUCUGCGGACAUGAAAUCCGGCCUAGCGGCGCAAAUGGUCGCGGCGGCCGACAUUAAAAAGCUGCAGCUGGCCGGCGACGUCAUCGUAACAGCCGUUGCCGACGAAGAGCUAGAGAGCCUGGGGACAGUCAGCGUCCUCGCAGCCGGCUGGCGAGCCGACGCCGCGAUUGUCAGCGAGUGCACCGACAUGGCCAUAACCCGCGCUCACAAGGGUUUCGUGUGGCUUGAGAUUGACGUCCAUGGCGUGGCGGCGCAUGGUUCGCGGCCCGAUCUGGGAUACGACGCCAUCGCAAAGUCAGGCUACGUCUUAGUCGCGCUCGAUCGCUACGCGGCAGAACUGCAGCAGAGAGAAGCCGAUCCGGCAGUCGGGCCGCCCAGCGCUCACGCAUCUCUCAUACACGGCGGCGAGGAAGUGUCCUCGUACCCGGCCAAGUGCACCAUAACACUCGAGCGAAGAACCGUCGCCAACGAGAGCCCAGCGACUGUCGAGCGUGAGAUACGGGACAUACUGGACGAGAUCGCAGCCGCUACGCCGGGGUUCAAAUACGACCUCCGGGCCACGUUUAGUCGCCCACCAUUCCACAUGACAGAAGACGCUGCGCUCACCCAACUCGUCCGGAAGCAUGCCGAGAGAGUCACGCACGGCGAGCCAAGGAUUUCUGGGGCUCCGUACUGGACAGACUCUGCGCUGCUGCUUGAGGCCGGUAUUCCGACCAUCCUUUUCGGGCCGCGCGGUGAAGGGUUUCAUGCCAAGGAGGAGUUUGUAUAUACCGAAUCUAUUGUACAGACGGCGCAAAUUCUUACGCAAAUUGCCAAAGAAUUUUGUGCUUGA
Molecule: messenger RNA, 2268 nt
Organism: Akanthomyces muscarius
Lineage: Eukaryota; Fungi; Ascomycota; Sordariomycetes; Hypocreales; Cordycipitaceae
Exons: 2
Coding region: 1-2268 (755 amino acids)
Molecular function (GO): hydrolase activity
Source: RefSeq, a predicted model, not a curated record